UUCAAUUGGGGCAUUACAGUUUUCUCAUUUGUCUAUGGGGGUUUGACUAGAAAAACUUUUGCAGUCUCCAUUUCAAUUUGGUGGGAAAAAUUAAAUAAAAGAGAGGGAAGAAAUUCCUGCCAAAACUUCAAACUCCCGCUGCCUGAAAUUUUGAAUUGCAAAGUUUUUGCCCCAGAAUGUGCUGAUUUGGUGCAAUGUGUUCUCCCGCUGAUUACAGCCUGUGUUGAAAACUAAUAUUUUAGAGAUCUGGAGAUUCUCAGUUGGGUUGUGAAGUUUAGUGAGAGUGCCAUCAGUGAUCAAGCGAAAACUGAGAAGCAACUAUUGAAGAAUUAUGGAGUGCAACAGAGAUGAAGCCCUCCGGGCAAAAUCCAUUGCAGAGGGCAAGUUAGAAAAUAAAGAUUUUGCUGGUGCCAGAAAAUUUGCUUUGAAGGCUCAGACUCUUUAUCCAGGGUUAGAUGGUAUUUCCCAAAUUUUGACCACACUUGAUGUGUAUGUUUCUGCCGAGAACAAAAUAAGUGGAGAAAUUGACUGGUAUGGAGUACUUGGUGUGACCCCAUCAGCUGAUGAAGAAACACUAAAGAGACACUACCGCAAGUUGGCUCUGAGUUUGCAUCCUGAUAAGAAUAAAGCAGUUGGUGCUGAUGGUGCUUUUAAACUUAUUUCAGAGGCCUGGAGUUUGCUAUCAGAUAAGAAUAAGAGGAUACAAUAUAAUCAAAGGAGGGAACCCAGAGGGUUUCAGCAGAAGGUCCAGAUGCAUAGUGGUGGUCCAUCAGCAACCAAGGGAAAUGGGAUUUUCACCUUUGCCAAAAGGACACCAUCCCGAUCGAAGAACCCAAAAAAUGUUACUAAGCGGCCGCCGCCACCACCACCUCCUAAGCCAACUCCGGCACCACCUCCAAGGAAUGAUACUUUUUGGACUAUCUGCCAUCGGUGCAAGAUGCAUUAUGAGUAUCUUAAGGAGUAUCUCAACAGUACUCUUCUCUGUCCCAAUUGUCGUGAAGCCUUUUUGGCUUCGGAGACAGCUCCACCCUAUAAUUUUUCAAAAUCUUCUAAUCAGAUUCCUCAGCAGCAAUCUUCAAAUUCUCAUCCUAGUCGGAAUGCUUUUGAUCAGGGAAGAAAUGUUCCAGUUGCUAAAAACUCGGGUCCAUUUCAAGCAGGUACAAAUUCAGGUCGAUACCCUAAUCAGCAGGGUCCACCUUCUGGAUCAACUGGUGUUGGAAGUACAGAACCAUCUAUUGCUGCAAAAGCAGCCAAUGUUGUUCAGCAGGCACAGGAUAAGUUGAAGAGGUCAUACAGUGAAUUACAUGCGUCCGCCGUAAGGGAGGGAGGUUUUCAAAAGAGAAAACUAGAGGGUGAUAGUAGUCGUUAUGGAGUGAACUAUAAUGUAGCUACAGGAAAUGGUGGAGUUGGUAGUACUGCACCAGGGUCAAGGAUUUAUGGUUGUUCUGGUACCAACUACCAACAACCAAACAGUACCAGAGAUUUGACACCCAUUGAAAUGCGUAGUUUGUUAAUUGCAAAGACUCGAAAGGAGAUUCUGAACAAACUGAGUAUGUGGAGGUCAGAGCCUGAAGCAAUCAAAGAGAAACACGUAACCAAGGGAGGCAUGAAAGGAAGUAAAGGCACUAGUAAUAUUGAAGGACCUGGUUGGAAUGGGAAUGGUGAUCAACCAAGAAAGGUCCAGGUUUGCAAUUCUACUGUUAAUUCUAGUAAAGAGGAUCCUGAAGAUGCUUCAAUGAGUGUUCCAGAUCCAGAUUUUCAUGAUUUUGACAAGGAUAGAUCAGAAAGUUCGUUUGGGGAUAAUGAAGUUUGGUCUGCUUAUGAUGAUGAUGAUGGCAUGCCGCGUUUUUAUGCCCUCAUUCACAAGGUGGUUUGUAGAGAUCCUUUUAAGGUAAGGGUUAGCUGGCUUAACUCCAAAACGACAAAUGAAUUCAGCAAUAUGGACUGGGUUGGGUCAGGUUUCUAUAAAACGUGUGGAGAGUUUAGGGUGGGUAGGCAUGAGAACUGCAAAUCAAUGAAUGCGUUUUCUCAAAAGGUUAACUGGUCAAAGAGCUCACGUGGGAGUGUUCUAAUAGUCCCCCAGAAGGGUGACGUUUGGGCACUCUACAAAAAUUGGUCGUCAGAUUGGAAUGAGCAUACCCAUGAUGAAGUCGUACACAAGUAUGACAUGGUGACCGUGGUGGAUGACUACAAUGAGGAACAUGGUGUGCGUGUUGCUCCCCUGGAGAAGGUUGUUGGUUUCAAGACAGUAUUUCGUCCGAAUUUGAACCCUGAAGUGAUCAAGAGGAUUCCAAAGGAAGAGAUGCUCCGUUUCUCUCACCGGGUUCCAAAUCACUUGCUCACCGGCUUAGAAGCUGAAAAUGCUCCAAAAGGAUGCCUGGAGCUGGACACAGCAGCCACCCCAUUGGAACUUCUUCAGGUGAUAACUGAAGGUAACGAGGCUCCAAUUCCUAAUGGAGAAAAUGCGGAUGAAGAGGUAUUGCAGGCCGUUCCUAAUAGUAGUUCGGAUGAAGAGGUAUUGCAGGAUGCUCCUAAUAGUAGUUCAGAAGAAGAGGUAUUGCAGGACGCUCGUAAUAGUAGUUCGGAAGAAGAGGUAUUGCAGGACGCUCGUAAUAGUAGUUCGGAAGAAGAGGUAUUGCAGGACACCCCUAACAGUAGUUCAGACGAAGGGUCUGAAUCGUCUAAUUAGAGCCCAGGCUGUAUAUAUAUCUGGAGGCCGAGUAGGGAAGAAAGCAAGUCGACUUGACAAGGUAGCCAAGCAUUCAGUACUUAUUGACCGUGAUAACAUUUUUUGUUAGUUUUUGCAUCUGCACAGAAGUGGUGAGCCGUUGCGCUCUAGAAGUAUUGCAUUUUGAAACUACAGUUUAUUUUAGCAGAUUUUUUUGAAUUCGUUUUGCUGUCUUGUGAGGAGACAGAUGAGACAAAAACAAGACAAAAAUUUCUUCGUUUCUACUGACA
Molecule: messenger RNA, 2958 nt
Organism: Salvia splendens (bonfire salvia)
Lineage: Eukaryota; Viridiplantae; Streptophyta; Magnoliopsida; Lamiales; Lamiaceae
Exons: 3
Coding region: 332-2689 (785 amino acids)
Source: RefSeq, a predicted model, not a curated record